AUGUCUACUGUAUUUGUCAGAGUUCAGCGUGGAUCUGACGUGUCUUUGCGAUGUGACGUUCCUCUCCUGUCUAAUUCCUCCACUUUGCACUGGGAGAAAGAUGGAGAACAAACACCCAACAGCACUCUGAUGUACAACACCUCUGCCUACAUCAUCUUACACACCGUUGAUGAACGCAUUCUCAGAGUUGUGCGUGGAUCUGACGUGUCUUUGCGAUGUGACGUUCCACUCCUGUCUAAUUCCUCCACUUUUCAUUGGGAGAAAGAUGGAGAACAAACACUCAACAGCACUCUGAUGUACAACACCUCUGCCUACAUCAUCUUACACACCGUUGAUAAACGCAGUGAAGGGAAAUAUUACUGUAAAUUGAUGCAAGAUGGAAUCGUACAAACUGUUAAGAAUCACACACUUAAUGUUAUUUCAUAUUCAGAUGGAAAUAGUAAAAGUCAAACCAUUUCCAGUCAAAUCUCCAGUCAAAGCUCCAGUAAUACCGAUGUCUCACUGAUCUGCAAGUCUGCAAUGGAGUCUCCUGAUGGUGUGUUGAGGAUUCAGUCAGUGGAUCUUACCUGUGAAGUUUCUGAAGUAACUGAUUCAGUGACACUGGUCUGGCUCAGGAUGGAGGGGAACAGAGGAGUGCUGGUCAAACAGCAAACUAUGACUGAGAAAAACACCAUGUUACGUCUCAAAGUGAAUCUAUCCAACUCUAAAACAGACCCGCUGCACUGGCAGUGUGCAGUUUUUACUGAGAAUACACUCAGAGCUCUGAUCCCUAUAACAAUCAAUUGUACCUCAAACAAAGUAAUCAACAAACUAUUUUGCUGUGUUUUGACUCUAUUUACUGGGAUACUGCUUGGAGCUCUAUUGUACUACUGCUACAGGAAACGGAAGUCAGUGCACUCUAACCCUCAGGAGUCUGAACCAGUCUAUAUGAAUAUCAACCAUAUGAGACAUGAAAGAGUAGAGCGCAGCACACCAGAAAACAGAGAAAAUAGUCAUAAAAUAUAUCGCAAUAUAAGAAGAAACAGAUAUGGAAAAGGAAACAUAAAUAAAAGAGAUGAGGUAAGUGCGGUACAGUUCAAAACAGUAUAUAUUUUUUACAUAUAAGAAAUUAUGUUGAAUUGUCACUUUCCCCCAAAAUAGUUUAUUUUUUGCUAUAAAUUUACCUUGUCUUUCAGACACCGGAUACAUCAGACAGUUUGACCUACGCAACCAUUGUUUUCAACAAGUCCAGGUUUCAGACUUAAAAUAUAACUCCAGUCAAUUAGGAAAACCUAUGACACAAUUUCAUAUAAGGUUUUAUUUUUAUAUAUGAACCUCAAACCAAUAUCUCACAGAGAAAGUAUGAACAUUUUCUUUAUUAAACAUUGUCUGGUCACAAAAGAUAUAAUCUGAGAAUGCAUUUAGAGAUUCUCAGAUCUACAGUAACUGCGUUCAUUAAACCACCAGCUCAAAUAUUAAUCCUACUGACUGAAACUGGAUAAUUGCAUCCUUUUAUUAGUGUUGUUUUAAUCGCAUUUUGUAAAAUCAUUAACUAUGCAGCCAAAUAUUAUCAUGAUUUUGCAUUUGCUAUAUUAUAGGUGCCUUCAUAUAUGUGCAUGCAUACUGUUGAAAUGGCCAUUUGAUGGCACUGUUUGAAAACAUUCUUGAAUAAUAAUAAUAAAGUGUAAGUACUAAAAAGGAUAAUGCAGUUA
Molecule: messenger RNA, 1691 nt
Organism: Carassius gibelio (silver crucian carp)
Lineage: Eukaryota; Metazoa; Chordata; Actinopteri; Cypriniformes; Cyprinidae
Exons: 9
Coding region: 1-1104 (367 amino acids)
Source: RefSeq, a predicted model, not a curated record